AUGGCAAUCGGUGCCGCCGCAGGCGCUGCGCUGUCGAGUGCCGGCGUGCAAAAUCUGCUGCCCUGCAGUGCGUCGCUCUGGAGCGUUUUGACGGCGGCAACGCGUGAGCUUCGAAACGAGAGCGCGGUGGCUUCAAAGCCUUGCUGGAGGGGCCCAUUUUCGUUCUGCGGGGUCCCCGUUCCGCCAGAGGAAGUUGUCUUUAGCACGUCUCGAAGUUUUGCGAUGCUGGCACCGCGCCCGGUCCUUCCGGGCCACGCUGUCGUUACACCGCGGAGAAACGUGAAAGCUGUGUUUGACUUAUCCAAGGAGGAGGUGGAUGACUUGUUCCAGGCUGUUCAAGCUGUUCAAUAUGUUUUGAACGGGGUAACGAUGACAGAUUCAUGCACUAUGUUGCUCCAGCAGGGCGAAGCUGCUGAGCAGCGCCUCCCCCAGCUGUAUGUGCAUCUGGUACCCCGUCGCGAAGGCGACCUAGCCAGUAACGAUGACAUCUAUCCACUGUUGGAAACCUCAAUCCCUCUGCCUCUGCAUGAGCCUGGCAUUUCAAACGGAGCUCGCGAUGGUCUGAAUGCGUCAGACAUUCGCUAUUGGUUGCUGCGCGUCGCCGCCGACGAGCGCCCAGCUACAACGCCCUCUACGGACGCUGCUGCAUGA
This is a messenger RNA of Besnoitia besnoiti, 651 nucleotides long. Its product is annotated as histidine triad domain-containing protein. Gene Ontology annotation, molecular function: catalytic activity. The record is from RefSeq and is a predicted model, not a curated record. NCBI's taxonomy places the organism in Eukaryota, Apicomplexa, Conoidasida, Eucoccidiorida, Sarcocystidae. The transcript has 2 exons. The coding region runs from base 1 to 651 and encodes 216 amino acids.